AUGGCUCACAAGCGCGCUUGCGUCCGCCGCAUGACCGCCUUCUUCUUCUCCUUCUACUGCUGCUGCACCGCCGCCGCACAUCUUCUCCUGCUCAUUUUGUCCCUCCUCGUCGUGCUCCUCGACCACAACAACAACGAGACGGUCGUGGCGCUCACCAUCACGUUUGACAACCAGUUCGCCGUGCACGUGUUGUGA
This is a messenger RNA of Purpureocillium takamizusanense, 195 nucleotides long. RefSeq lists its product as uncharacterized. Bases 1 to 195 code for a protein of 64 amino acids. The transcript has a single exon. The record is from RefSeq and is a predicted model, not a curated record. Lineage: Eukaryota; Fungi; Ascomycota; Sordariomycetes; Hypocreales; Ophiocordycipitaceae.